Messenger RNA from Plasmodium vivax (malaria parasite P. vivax), 2969 nucleotides. Its product is annotated as cdc2-like protein kinase, putative. The coding region runs from base 549 to 2969 and encodes 806 amino acids. The record is from RefSeq and is a predicted model, not a curated record. The transcript has a single exon. Gene Ontology annotation, biological process: protein phosphorylation. Gene Ontology annotation, molecular function: ATP binding; cyclin-dependent protein serine/threonine kinase activity. Gene Ontology annotation, cellular component: nucleus; cytoplasm. NCBI's taxonomy places the organism in Eukaryota, Apicomplexa, Aconoidasida, Haemosporida, Plasmodiidae.
GGCAAGCUCCACUUGGGAAGCACCACUAAAGAAGCACCACUAAAGGAGUACCACUUAAGGAGCACCACUAAAGAAGCACCACUAAAGAAGCACCACUUAAGGAUCACCACUUAGGAAGCACCCCUCACAACCAUCAUCCAUCAAGAAUACCCCCCACGAGCGAAGAAGAACUCUCCCCUCUGCGUUCGCUGCCCCAGGGAAGGAUAUUAUCCCUGGGGGGUUCCACCAAGGAAGUGGGGGAGGAGGAAACGCACACGUGGGCAGAGCUAUACUCCCAGAACUCUUCACCCAUCUUCAAUUACCCAUCACCCCCCCCCUUGUGCGCGCAGAAUUGGGUACGUUCCUCCUCUGCAGGGGGUAAAAGGGGAUCACCGCUGUGGUUAAGGCUUGGCGGUCGUUCCCACACACGUGCCCAACUUUGCACUGACGCGGUGGGAGACGAGCCAAACGAAGCGGCCUGCCGGGUGGACGACCGGUUACUCCUGUGUCGCCGCUUCUUCUUCAUCACCGCUUCUUCUCCUCCUCCGCUUCUUCACCGCUUCUUCACCAUGUACGGCAUAACGCUGACCAAGUGCAAGAUCUACUUCAAUAACAUUUACUCGACGGUGUCGCUGGAGGAGAAGCUGGGGGGGGGGACCUACGGAGACGUUUACAAAGGGAAGGUGAUCAAAUACAGCAACAGCAGCAGCAAUGACCUUUACCAGAAUACCAAUUACCUCCCGUAUGACUACUACACAGACGAGUUCGUUUUCUUUAGGAAAAAUAUUUAUGCUAUUAAAUUCUUUCGUGAUGAUUUAAAAACGAUCAAUGAUGAAGGGAUUAGCUGCACCACUUUGAGGGAGCUCAGUUGUUUGAAGAACAUCGGAAGGCACCCCAACAUUUUAAGACUCAUAGACGUUACCAUAGACAGACAGAAGUGCAUAAGUGAAUACAUCAAUCGGCAGAUUUUGCAACACCAUGCUUCUAACUUUCAACAUUCGGCCAAACUUGAUAUGACUCCUUUGGCAGCGGACCAGAAGUUUAUUUUCGCUGCGUAUGAGUACUGUGAUGCUGGUGAUUUAAAGAGACUCAUUCAAAAAACCAAAAUCACGGAUGAUCAGGCGGGUCUAAGUUUGAAGGAAGCCAAGUGGUUAUCCUUCCAACUGUUAAAUGGACUUGCCUAUCUACACAACAAUAAAAUGUGCCAUCGAGAUUUGAAGCCGGAAAACGUCAUGUUGCAACAGACGGCCAAUAGGAAGUUCCUCCUUAAAAUUGGCGACCUAGGCCUAUGUAGGGAGCUAAAAAACGAUGGGGAUAUGACGCCCACGGUGUGCACCAUUUAUUACCGGCCGCUGGAAGUGCUGCUCUCCAAGUUUGAGAUGGCCAAGGGGAAGAAGGGCCGCGCCAAGGCCCGGGGCAGGGUCAAGCCGCCCCCCGGUGGGUCGCGCGCGAACCACGGCGGUGCGAACCGCGGCGGUGCCAAUCACAGCGGUGAGAACCGCUGCGGUGCAAAUCGGGGUAGUGCCAAUCACAGCAGUGCGGGCCUCGCCAAUGCGAACCGCGCCAAUGAGAGCGCCCCCCACUCGAGCGCGCCGGACGCCCAGCGCGCGCCCUCCACCAGGGGCAUCCACAGCGUCCGCAGCAGCGGCGACGGCGGCGGCAGCGCGGUGAGAGCGGCGUGCACGACGGACGGGGGCACCGCCCACGGGAGUGGCGCAAACGGAAGUGGAGACGGCCAGGGCACCCCCUGCAACAGGAACAGGAAGAGCAAGCAGAGGGAGGUAGCAGCGGGGAGGGGAAAAGCUACUGCACGGGAGAAAGCUGCUACACGGGAGAACGCCGCUACCCAGGAGAACGCCGCUACCCAGAACGCCGCUACCCAGAACGCCGCUACCCAGAACGCCGGUACACAGGAGAACGCCGCUGCCCAGAACGCCGCUGCCCAGGAGAGGGCGCGCCUGAGGGGAAUCGAAGAGGACGACUACUACAGCAACAAAGACUUCCAGUACGGCCUUAACGUAGACAUCUGGUCAGCAGCCUGCAUCAUCUGCGAGCUAAUUAUAGGAAGGCCACUCUUCAGAGGAGUCACCGAAUUUGACCUCAUCAUACGCAUCGUGAAUUCCUUAGGCAAGCCAAACAGCGACGAGCUAGAGUUCUUCAGUGACUCUAGAUUCUACCCUCUUAAAGAAGAUUUCUUUAAUGUUAAUAUAAAAAAUAGAAAGGAUGCCCUCAAUGUAAUAACCAAUGGGAGGAUAGACGAGCUAGGCAUAGACCUCCUCGUGAAAAUGCUCAAGUACAAUCCAAACGAUAGAAUCACAGCAGCAGAUGCUUUGUCUCACCCAUGGUUUUCUGAUAUACGUUUUGAUAGCCUGGAUGGAAUAGGCGUUUACAACUGGUAUGUACAUUGCUUGAAAUAUUAUAUAGGCAUAAAAACGUUUAGAGAGAUAGAGCAGAAGAAAAAGAACCUCCUCACCACCACCAUGAUUUCUCAUUUCUUAUGUAAGUCCAAUGAUAGGCAUGGGAAAAUCAUUUUUAAACUUAUUAAUGAUACCUUUAAAAAUCUGGGGGGGUAUAAAAAGAGUGGCAGGAGAUCCUUUGCUAUCUUUUCAGACAAAUAUGCUAAGGAUGAGAGGAACGCCAAUGGGUUUAUUAAGCGAGCCAGUAUUAAGGUCCUCAAUGAUAUGAAGGAAAAAAAUGUCAUCGAGACCAAGGAGGAGAUGUCUUUCUAUGAUGACAGCACCAAUUAUAUGACUCCUCCUGCUCCUACCACUUCUAAGAGGAGAAAGUUCAACCGAUCUAGUUACCACGCUGUGAAUCCGGACACUUCAUACGAGCUCGCUACCUCCAUGCGCGUUAAGCGGAACCUCUCCAUUCCCGAUUUCUCCUCCCCCGGCCGGAAGAAGCAGCGGCGCAAGGCGCACUUCAAGUCCGCCACCACCACCAACCGCGCCGCUGUGCACCCGCUCCCCACCUUCCAGGGCUUCACCUGA